This is a messenger RNA of Vanrija pseudolonga, 817 nucleotides long. RefSeq lists its product as uncharacterized. Gene Ontology annotation, biological process: maturation of SSU-rRNA from tricistronic rRNA transcript (SSU-rRNA, 5.8S rRNA, LSU-rRNA). Gene Ontology annotation, cellular component: 90S preribosome; preribosome, small subunit precursor; nucleolus. NCBI's taxonomy places the organism in Eukaryota, Fungi, Basidiomycota, Tremellomycetes, Trichosporonales, Trichosporonaceae. Bases 13 to 693 code for a protein of 226 amino acids. The transcript has 4 exons. The record is from RefSeq and is a predicted model, not a curated record.
ACAACACACAAAAUGCCCCGCGCAGAAAGGACCAAGGCGACACGGCGGCACGGCGCAGCGGCCCCGCUCACGAAGCGCGCGCUCGUCGCUGACGGGGCGGUGGAGCACGUUCUGCCUGGUUCGAACCCGGCGGCGGAGAUCCCCGACCUCGCCCCAUCAAAGCCCGAACCCACCUCCAAGCCCUUCCACGGCGCGGUCCUCGCCGGCGCCGCGGCCCCAUACUCGAAGUCGCACGCGCGGCGAGAAAAGCGCAAGGCCGCGCAACAGCUCGGCAGCGGGCUAGGCAGCGUCGCGGCUGCGCUGUUCGAGGCGGCUGGGGAGGUGCCCGUGCCCACUGCGCCGGUCGCCACGAGCCGCGGGAAGAAGCGCGCCGAGGUGGUGGAGGUGCCCCCGCAGCUUAGGAAGCGGGAGGCGGACGGCAAGAUUGGCGAGGGGAGCGCCAAGACGAUGGGCGAGAGGCGGAGGAGGAAACAGAUCUCCGCCGCCGCACAGCGCAUCCCAGCAGUAAUGGCGCACCCGUCCUUCAAGGCCUCGCCGUGGGCCACGAUCCGGGAACACGCCGCCAACUCGCUCGCUGCCGCCGAGGCAUCGACUUCUCUCGCGCAGAGAAAGGACACGAGCGGGGCCGCUAGGGCGCAGAAGGCGGCUGCGUACGCUGCGUCAUCUGGUGGCGCGAUGGUCGGGGUUGAGUAGGGCGAGGGCAAAGGGGGAGGGGCAUGUAUUGUAUUGUACGCGGAGUGUCAGGCGCGGUCGCCUCGACUGACUGCCACUUGCACCAGCCAGUCGGUAGUCGUCAAUGGUGCACUGCGGCGGUGGC